Molecule: messenger RNA, 2170 nt
Organism: Erythranthe guttata (spotted monkey flower)
Lineage: Eukaryota; Viridiplantae; Streptophyta; Magnoliopsida; Lamiales; Phrymaceae
Product: phosphoglucosamine mutase family protein
Biological process (GO): carbohydrate metabolic process
Cellular component (GO): chloroplast stroma
Molecular function (GO): phosphomannomutase activity
Source: RefSeq, a predicted model, not a curated record
AAGCAUUUUUUUCUGUAGUGUCCUACCCAGAUCCUCUCUUUCUCCGCCACCGCUUUCCGCUCGAUUUCAAUUGCUCCGAGCUUCGAAAAUGGCAGCAAUAUCAGGGAAGGUUGUCCAACACGUUCUGGUAGCACAUUGCUGCCAGCAGAAUAGGCAGUUAAGCACCCAAUACAGAAAGGAUUGUUGUACCCCUUAUAGGCACAAUUUUCUUCCCCAUAUAAGAGGGAAGUUGACAUCGACUGACAUCUCCACCAUCCAACUCCGCACAUUCUCAAAAUUUAACCGAGGAAUUGUUUGCUGCAAUGCAGCCUCAUCGGCUACUAUCAUACCAUCUAUCGACAAAGGUGCUUUUCUCAAGCUUCAAAACGGCAGCGAUAUUCGAGGUGUUGCUAUCGAUGGUGUUGAGGGUGAACCUGUUAGCCUCCCCGAACGAGUUACAGAAGCAAUCGCAGCUGCUUUCGCUGCAUGGUUGCUGGAUAGAAAGAAACCUGAUGCUUCUAGAAGGUUGAAAGUUUCAAUAGGCCACGAUUCACGAAUAUCCGCACAGAAGUUACAGGAUGCAGUAUCUCGAGGUCUAGAUGCUGCUGGAGUUGAUGUGAUUCAAUAUGGAUUAGCAUCCACACCAGCUAUGUUCAAUAGCACUCUUACUAAAAACAAAGACAUUUUCUGUCCAGUUGAUGGAUCUAUAAUGAUCACAGCAAGCCAUCUUCCCUACAAUCGUAAUGGAUUUAAGUUCUUUACGAAUGCUGGUGGGCUUGGGAAAGUGGAUAUAAAAGAUAUAUUGGAGCGCGCUGCUGACAUAUACAAAAAUUUCACAGAAGAAGGUCUGAGGGACCCACAAUCUGUGAAAAGAGUGGACUACAUGGCUGUUUAUACAUCUGAUCUGGUUGCAGCUGUUCGGAAAGCUUCAGGGGACAUAGAGAAGCCACUGGAGGGAUUCCAUAUAGUUGUCGAUGCAGGAAAUGGAGCUGGAGGGUUCUUUGCUGGAAAGGUGCUCGAGCCCCUGGGAGCUAUUACUUCUGGAAGCCAGUUCCUAGAGCCAGAUGGAACUUUCCCCAAUCAUAUUCCUAAUCCUGAAGAUAAAGAAGCAAUGGAAGCUAUCACUCGGGCCGUACUCGACAAUAAAGCAGAUUUGGGCAUCAUCUUUGAUACUGAUGUUGAUAGAUCUGCUGCUGUGGACUCCAGUGGUCGUGAGUUAAACAGGAACCGUUUGAUAGCCCUUAUGUCUGCUAUUGUCUUGGAGGAACACCCCGGGACUACUAUUGUCACUGAUAGUGUUACAUCAGAUGGAUUGACUACGUUUAUUGAAAAGAAACUAGGUGGAAGACACCAUAGAUUCAAAAGAGGCUACAAAAAUGUGAUUGAUGAAGCCAUUCGUUUGAACUCCGUAGGAGAGGAAUCACAUUUGGCUAUCGAAACCAGUGGGCAUGGAGCUCUUAAGGAGAAUAAUUGGCUCGAUGAUGGUGCAUAUCUCAUGGUGAAGCUUUUGAAUAAACUCGCAUCAGCCAAGGCUUCUGGAUUAGGGGCAGGCAGCAAAGUUCUGACUGACUUGGUUGAAGGUCUAGAGGAACCGGGUUUUGCAGUCGAACUGAGACUUAAAAUCGACCAAAAUCAUGCAGAUCUUAAAGGAGGAUCUUUCCGUGCGUAUGGAGAGGCUGUGCUACAGCAUUUGUCGAAUAUCGUCGAUUCAGAUCCAAAACUCGAGAAAGCCCCCGUUAAUUACGAAGGGAUAAGGGUGUCUGCGUUUGGUGGAUGGUUCCUGUUGAGACUAUCACUUCACGACCCCGUUUUGCCCCUUAAUAUCGAGGGACCAAAUAAAGAAGAUGCCGUAAAGCUAGGUCUCGCUGUUCUUUCUGCUGCACGAGAGUUUCCAGCUCUUGAUACUUCUGCUUUGGACAAAUUUGUCCAAGUGUAAUUCCUAAUUUGCUUAAGGUCUGUUUGGAACAAAGUGCUUCUUAAGUCUUUUUAAUUGUUGUAGUCAUAUAUUGCAAUGUAAUCAUAGUAUGUUACUAUCAUCUGGCUUUGAAAAUACGGUAGAUGUCGAUUAUCGUAAACAUACUGUUUUGGGAGUAGAAGCUAUACGAGAGAUGGCCACCAUGUUUUGAGGUUCAAUAAAUACUUCGAGAGGGAUCAGACAAGCUCUCAAACACGACAUGAUUUUUUUUAGAAU